Babesia bovis T2Bo is the source of this 4130-nucleotide messenger RNA. Its product is annotated as variant erythrocyte surface antigen-1 alpha subunit. The coding region runs from base 31 to 4056 and encodes 1341 amino acids. NCBI's taxonomy places the organism in Eukaryota, Apicomplexa, Aconoidasida, Piroplasmida, Babesiidae. The transcript has 3 exons. The record is from RefSeq and is a predicted model, not a curated record.
UACUGCUGAGUACUCCUAUAGGCACUGACAAUGGCCCCUAAUAGCGCCUUCACGCCGAAGGCGUCCUUGACUGACGCUCCUACCAACCUGAAGGAGGCCAUUGACUGGGUCCUGAGGGUAACUGGUAGGGAUGGUAGAAGCAACAAGGAUGAAUGCAUAUGUGGCCUGGCGUCGGCAGUGACUGACCUACUGCAGUCAGUACAACUGGAGUACCAUGGUUAUGAAGGUGAUAGGAAGGACGGUGACAGCGGUGACACCAGCAAAGGCCCCCCAAAGGGGAAUGUCACUAACCGCCUCAACGAACUAUUCUCCCUGGUACAGGGACUAGGUGGUACCCCUGUGGUCCGGACCUAUAUAGACCAGCUGGCACAGGUACUCAGUGCACUCGUUGGGUGGAGUAGUAUAACGAAGUGUGAUAAUGGUGGUGGUGGCAAGUGCAAGGGGAGUAGUGGCAAUAACAAUCAACACGGCAAAGAUGGCGAGUGUCAGUAUCUUAAGGAUGUAACGCCGAACACGCCGUGCACGGAAUGUAAAUGUAUGAAAUGGGAUGAUCCCAAUCAGAGCAGUAAUGAAGGACACCACCUAGGAAGGAGGUGUAAAAGGUGUAGUGGUAGUGGUGGUAGUGCUCAUAGGUGUAGCUGUACUGGUGGUGGCGGCACGCAGUGUACUGCUGAGAAGUGUCAAUGCGCUAAAGAAGGCAAAUGCUGCAAGUGUUGUUGUAAUGGUGGUUGUGGGAAGUGUAAGAAGGAGUGUAGUUGUUACAAAGAGGGAAAACAUUUUGGCCAUGAUGAAUACCAUAAAGACAGCUACAUGUCAGCGUACCCUAGUGGAACACUCUACACAAGAGACUCAUUUGUUGAAUCCAAACAGGUAGAUGUCAAACCAUAUUGGAAAGAUUUAAUAGAUAUUCCUCCCGGAGACAAUAGCUAUGACACUACUGCCUCUGAUAGACGUCACCAAUGUGCCCGUAUCCUCCUAGGGUCAGUAUGCCUCAUCUGGAGUGGCAUUACUUAUAUGUAUUGGACUGGAAAGUACCAUUCCAGCAGCCCCCGGUGGAACAACCACAUUUUGGAUGGCUCUGGUCUAGAUGACGGUACCCUGUCCCAAUGGCUACAGGCCCUAGGGUUUCCUAAGGAUAUGUUGAAUAACCAUGGUCCUGGAAAUAGAUGGGAUGCUAUUAUAUGGGAUGGGUUAAGGGAUAAGUUAUAUUUGGGAUUCCCGGACACUGGUAAUGGUGAUACUGGUCAUGGCGGGGACUAUAAUGAUAAUACAUUCAGAAAUCCAGCUGGUAUGAACUAUGCUGGAUAUAUACAUACCGUAGACAGGGGUGCAUUUUGCAGCAACGCUACCGUCUUCCAUAAGAAUGACGCCACAAUUACUGAAGAAAACAUCCACAAAUGUGGCGCCUUGUACAAGCUCUAUAUUCUUUCGUGUGCCUAUUUUACCGGGUUACAGAACAAGGCUCCGCCGAAGGCGGAAAAUAAAACUCCCCGUACCAUCCGUGAGAUCCUAUACUGGCUAAGUGCAUUGCCCUAUAGUCAGGCAUAUCCAAAGAUACUGAAGCAUGGUAAGGAUAGACUAACCGAGGUACUCAAAAAACCCGGAGACACCGCAUCAACCAACGAACAGAAACAGCUUUCCUUCCUUCAAACAGGCCGCAAUCAUCCCAUAACUGUCCAUGAAUUCAACCUUUUUGCCCACUUCCAAGCAGUGACCCAGUACUGCCCAUUGGUGCUCAUAGGUAUCCAGGGUGGUAUACACAGCACUGACAGGACUAUGGAACCUGCCAUUCACUCCCUCUACGCUAACACUGAAUGCCACUUCACCUAUCCCACUGUCUCCAUUCAAGCAUACAACCAGGUAGUACACUACAUUAGGGCUCUAUUCUACCAGCUCUAUUUCCUCAGGAAGCAGUGUGCCGUGAAGGUCACUUGUGGAGGUAAAUGGCGUGAGUGUAGGUAUGGUAAGGAUGUGGUGUCCAAGGGGGUUAUUAGCUGGAUGUGCCUGGGGUGUGACCCCAUGGAACAUGAUAGGAAAAAGAGGGUAGGGAAGGUAAAGGGGGUAUUGGAAACAGUCCUCAAGGGGAAAUCAGGAGAGCUUACGGGGGCACUAAAGGAUUUAUUGGAAAAGAUUGGCGAGGUGGUGGUACAAUUGGGUAAUGCCCAGGAGGCAUUGGAAGGGAAGAAGCCAGAGGGGAUCAAGGGGGUACAGGCGGCACUAGGGACGGCUAAGGAGGCACUGGAGGGGGCGGUGAAGAAGGUUAAUAGUGGGCUGACUGGGAAACUAGAGACGGCUAAGGCGAAACUAGUGGAGCUGACGAUGAAUAGUGGUAGUGGAGGAAUACUAGGGGAUGUAGUUGGGGCUAGUGGACUAGGGAUGGUAACGAGUAAGGGUGAAUAUGAUCCUGGUAAGAACAAGAUAAGUGCUGCUAUCCAUAAGGUAGAGGAAGUACUUAAGCUGUGUAAGGAGUGGACAGAGAAGGAGAAGGUGAAGGAGUCAUUGGAAUGUCUCCAGGAUGACAUAUUUACCAGUUCAGAUAUAAUUGAUGCUGUGCAUGAAGUAGAAAAGGAGCACACCGCACUCCUAUCAGCCAUCAAUGACCUCAUCUCCAUCUGCAACACCGCACAGUGCCCAGGAUGUAAAGACCACGCCAAGAAGUGCGGCCAAAAGGGGACAGCUACCAUGUGCACUCAAUGUGGCAACAUGACUACCACUGGUGUCCCCUCCCCUCUCCAGGCAUUCCUGGAGGAUAGGUUGCCAGGCUUUAGUUGUCAGAAUGUAGUGGACCAAGACGAGAACCCAGAGUACCCACCCGCUGCAUCCCACCUAGGACACUGUAAUGGUUCCGGCCAAUGCUGCCCAUUGCCAAUGGGUUUCAGAGGGCAAUUCCAGAAGGACGGUAUCCGUGAUUGUACCGGCAAACGCCUUUAUGGCAUCUUAUACUUCUUUAGUAACGAGAACAUGAUGCAAUCAUGUGUUUAUACACUGGUGAGAGUUACAGCAGCUCUCAGUGCCACCACACCACAGGUGUUGGGUGAUGUAUUCGGGUUCUUUAGGGGUGGUAUAGGAAAUCCAGUAGAGGACAAGGAGAAGAAGACGAAUAACAAGUGUGAGCACACAGAAGAUCCUAAAACGUCGACAAGCAAUGACAAAUACUUUUGCGGCUGGUGUGCCUCUGGGUUACGGGAUGAAGUGAAGAAGAUAGAGUGGAUAUACAAUGGGUCGGAGAAUGGAGGGGAGUACAUGAAGACUGUCGGUAAAGCACUAAGAGAUAUUAAGGGCGAUAAGGACACUAGCAGUGCCGUCGCAUUAUCCACUGCUCCUACCACUCCUAGUAACCUCUCUGCACUGACAAAGAACUCAGAAUACCUCUCCCCCCUAACCGGUGAACUCUAUACCGCAGUGAGUGCCACGUUCGGUGGAACAUACCUCUCAUGGGUACUAUACCUAUCAGAUGCACUUGAAGGUGGUCUACAGUCACUGUCUGAUGCAUUCCGUAAUAUUGAAUGCCGUGGCUGUAGAGAGUGUGACCCCAAUAAGUGCAAGAAGGGAGAACACGGACAGGGUAGUGGACAGUGUGGAUGCCAAUCAAUCGUAUCAUGUACCGGGGUAUUACCGGUGUUGUAUCGACAUGGAUUUAGCUAUGGUAACCCAUUCAAUCUGGAGGGGUUCCAGCAGAAGGAUGAGAAAAGUGGAGAUUAUAGUAUAGAAAAGACUAAAAACGGAGAGAAACAUUGUCAUCAAUUCUUGGACAGCUUGCAGAAAGUAAUAGAGAUCACUGAGAAGGGGAGGCAAGAUCAGCAUCCCCUCACCAACCUCCUCUCCCAGGUCGGCAAGCUCCAAUACGACAUACGGCUCCCGUGGAUCUUUGUCCUCACGGUAGCCUGGCUAGUAGCGGUGCUAUACCUAGCCUUUGGUGCCAUAUGGCCACUGGACUGGACACAUAUGAGGUCGCAUUGGUUAAGGGGUGGAGCACACCAAUGGCAAUGUAUGUGGUAUAAGGUAAUGACGGGACGGAAGGGGGUGGAGUUGGUGGAGUAUUUUGGUAGGAGGUAGUGGCGCCUUUGGCGCAACAGUGCUAUAAUGUGGUCGUUAGUAUCGGGGGUAGUAAUGUGGAGCAGUCUAGUGGU